This is a messenger RNA of Pocillopora verrucosa, 553 nucleotides long. Its product is annotated as enoyl-CoA hydratase domain-containing protein 3, mitochondrial. Lineage: Eukaryota; Metazoa; Cnidaria; Anthozoa; Scleractinia; Pocilloporidae. Gene Ontology annotation, cellular component: mitochondrion. Gene Ontology annotation, molecular function: hydro-lyase activity. The record is from RefSeq and is a predicted model, not a curated record.
CGCCAUCUUCUCCGUGUGGACAUACUAUGAGGCUUACAUGACACUCAUUAUAAGUUGUCUUCGACACGAGUAAAAUGUUGCAAUCGGUCAGUAGACGUGUUCCUUUUAAGAGAUCUCUGACUGCCCAGUUAAGCAAGGGGUUUCUGAGUCAAACAAAAGAUGAGAGUCUCACGAUUUGCAGUCAAGAAGAUGGCAUAAGGAGAAUUGUACUAAACAAUCCAAAACGAAGGAAUGCCCUUUCCUUGAAAAUGCUGGAUGCAAUUAAGUCAAACCUACUUCAAAAUGUAGACUCUGAACUUAGAGUUAUUGUCUUGUCUGCAAAUGGAGGUGUUUUUUCCUCUGGACAUGACCUUAAAGAACUGACAGAAGAAGAAGGAACUGACCAUCAUGCCCAAAUCUUUCAUCGUUGCACUGAAGUCAUGACACUUGUUCAGGAUAUUUCUGUUCCUGUCAUAGCACAAGUGAAUGGACUUGCAACUGCAGCAGGAUGCCAAUUAGUAGCCAGUUGUGAUAUUGCAGUGGCCUCCUCUAAUUCACAAUUUGCUACACCAGG